CCGCGAAGCCUCCGCGGCGGCCUAUCGUCGGUUGGCUCUGCUUUGACAGGAGCCGAUAAAGCGGCGCCCUGGACUUCGCCCGGGCCGUGCUUCAAUCGCGCCAGAGAUAAAACUAGAGAAGCCUCUUUCUCCCAGUCGACGCUCGCUCGCGCGGACAUCGGAAAAAGUGCGCCCGUAUUUGGCACUUUCAUUGGUCGUCUGCGGCAACACAACGGCCGACCGCAGCGGCUUCACAAGUGAUCUGGCUCGACGUGAUUUUCCGCGGAAACCGCUUGGCUUCGGCUCAAGCUCUUCGUGGUGAACGGCGCUUCCGGCUGAGCAGACACGUCACCGGCCGCAUGUGCACGUCGUGUGCGCGACGCCUAGGAUGCUGAACCUCCCGGAACGAAGGAGAAGCCGCAGUGGCAGUGCCACAGCCAUGAAGCGCUGCCAGACUUUCUGCAUGCGUGUCAGCAUGCUCAUCGCGCUCGUGGCCGUCCUGCUGGGUGCCAUGUGCCUCAUCAUGCUUCGUUUUCCCGAGAAAGACGUGCACAUGUCUUCCACUGACAUGCGGCUGGUCGAGGCCGUCUCCAACGUGUGGUGCGGCGGACAGGAGUUCGUGUCGGCGCACCCGUUCAGUGUGUACCGCGUCAACGACCUUCCCCCGGCCGUUCCGGCCAACCACAUCCAUCACACCAUCGAACUGUCCACCAGUGUGCCCUCGGGAAAGUUCCACUACCUGCGCUACUACCUGCUGCCGGGCUCUAACGUGACGGCCGACGUGAUGGCCGACGAGCCCGGCGGAACGGUGCAUGCCGUCCGUGGCGAAGAAGAACUGCAGAGGUGCAUCCGGACGCUGCAGGAACAAGCGGCAGACGAGGAUAGCUCGGAGGAAGACGACGACACGCCUAGGCGCCUGCCGGGAUACUACCGCUGGGCUAUCAAAUCGAAACGCGUCGAUCCGUCUACCACACUGGACGCAGCUCGUCUCAGCUUCCGGGCCACUGCGGCCGACCUCUACUACGUGCUUCUGGUAAACGAGAACCAAUCGUCGUCCUCACUGGUCAACUUCAACAUCCGCGUCGACUUGAACCGCACCGUGUUCGGAGUGAGCCCUCAGGACGUGGUGUGCCUCGAGCAGACGCACUGCGUGUACCACGUCCAUUUCGGCGCUGAGGACAGGCUCAUCCUGCACGUGCCACGAGAGAGAGACGCCGGCAACGCAGUCUUCACGAUAACCACGUCGUGCAGGCCUCGCGUCUUCUUCUACGCGCUCCUGUUCAUCCUCAUUCCCAUUCUCUUCCUGGUGUUCUUGGGUGCCGUCAUACGGGCUUUCAGUUACCUCGCAAAUAACUCGUCAACCGACGAAGGCAAAUACCUUCGCUUCCGGCUGUUCGGCGAGGACGAGAGGACGCGACGACGUCGCAGGCGGCUCGAGGAACUGGUGGCGUCGCAAAGCCGGCCAGUCCAGGAGUGCGUCGGCACAGGUGUCGCGUUGCCCGCCGAUCCCGCUGCCGAGCACUUCCUCGUAUACCACGUGCCCGGCUUAGACCCACCGCCCAGGACACCACCGCCUUGCUACGCAUCCCUGCAGCCGGAGCCCGUGGCCGAAGACGAAUCUCUGCUCGGCGUCUCUGUGGCUCUCGUCGAUGCCCCGACACCCAUUCAGCCACCACGCUACUCCGAAGUUUUGCAGCAAGAGACCGCUGCCGACUUGCUUACUCCUUUGGAGCCCACCUUAGCACACGAGAGGACUGUCAGAGAGUCGGCCCCGUCAAUCCAGCCAACGGGGUCGACUAACUAGCCCGACGUCUGAUUCACUUGCACCACGUCAGUUCACCCUGUUGAAGAUACGUCAUUUUCAGCAGCAGAGAGACUCGAGACUGUGCCGCCUUGCAUCAUGCUAGCUGUUUCUGCGGGAACGACAAGGAACAUCGGCGAAUGCCGCUCUCGUGCUAUCGGCAGAGUGAAAAAAAAAAGACACGCCUGUGCGCGUGACAGCGAUUUACAUUAGUGGCAGAGCAUUAGGGUGUGAGGACAUUGUUGUGAGCCCGCAUCAUCAGCCGGAACUCUAGAACUCGCAACCCUGUGACGAACUGAAUUUUAGUAGUUGCACCAUUUACGUUCACGAAGGUGCUAUGCUCCUCAGUCCUUUAGCUAUGGGCCAGUCCAGCAAAACACCAUCGACAAAUCACAUUUGGGCACCACACACUCUCGCGAUAAAUAGUAUAGGCUUUCCGAAUUUACGUCUUAAUCGCAUCGUGUCGCACUCAAACGUGCUCGAAACAUUUGCAAUUGUUUACAGUACCACUUGGACUUGACAACAUGUGCACUAUAUUAACGCUUCGUUUACAUUAAGCAUCUAUUGAUUUAUCAAAAUAUUCGUCAGUUCUUGAUAAAACCGCAAAAUGAAAACAUACCGUGCGAAGCGUAUACACGUAUUCAUAUCUAGUUAAAGCCGGGAAAUGAGCCUAAUGUGAAGGUUAUUCCGGAAGUGUUUGCCGGAAGUGUUCGAACGGUAUCAUAUAUAGGCAAUUAUUGUUAAGAUAACAUGAACAGUGAACUAUAACGUGCCCUCAAAACUGCAUUUGCUCGGAAUGCACAGAGUUCGCGUUCGAGUCCGGGAUAUCAUGAGCGAGUCUUGGAGACAUAAUUACAACGCGAACAUAUGCAUCUAUCCUUCGUGAGAUAACUGAAUGACACUUUAUAAUAAAGUCUCCACACACAAAGA
Molecule: messenger RNA, 2710 nt
Organism: Rhipicephalus microplus (southern cattle tick)
Lineage: Eukaryota; Metazoa; Arthropoda; Arachnida; Ixodida; Ixodidae
Source: RefSeq, a predicted model, not a curated record